AUGGCGGCGACGGGGCAAGUCGCAGGAGGUCUGACGGAGUACGAUCGCCAAGUGUUGACCGCAGUCAACGCCGGAGCGGCGAGCCUCUCAUUCGUCGGGUCGGGCUUCAUAGUCCUCUGCUACGUUCUCUUCAAAGAGCUCCGCAAGUUCUCCUUCAAGCUCGUCUUCUACCUCGCCCUCUCUGAUAUGCUUUGUAGCUUCUUCAGCAUGGUUGGGGAUCCAUCCAGAGGAUUUUUCUGUUACUCGCAUGGCUAUAGCACUCAUUUCUUCUGUGUAGCAUCUUUCCUAUGGACUACCACGAUUGCUUUUACCCUCCACCGCACGGUUGUUAGACACAAAACGGAUGUUGAAGAUAUGGAGGCAAUGUUUCAUUUGUAUGUUUGGGGGACUUCACUAGUUAUGACUGUGGUGCGCUCUAUUGGUAAUAACCAUAGCCACCUUGGUACAUGGUGUUGGUCACAAUCAGGGCGUACUGGAAAGGCAGUUCACUUUAUAACAUUUUAUAUGCCACUCUGGGGUGCAAUUCUUUACAACGGUUUUACGUACUUUCAAGUGAUAAGCAUGCUGAAGAAUGCAAGACGUAUGGCAGUCGGCAUGUCAGACCGGGCUUAUCAAUCUGAUGGCAGAGCAGAAAUGAAGGCUUUAAACCGGUGGGGAUACUAUCCCCUCAUCCUGAUAGGAGCAUGGGCUUUUGGCACAAUCAACCGAAUUCAUGACUUUAUUGAACCAGGUCAUAAAAUAUUUUGGCUCUCACUUCUUGAUGUUGGGACAUCUGCACUUAUGGGCCUGUUCAACUCAAUAGCCUAUGGCUUGAACUCCUCAGUGCGACGGGCAAUAUAUGAAAGGUUGGAUCUGUUUUGGCCAGACAGACUUCAAAGAUGGUUCCCAAACAGUUCAAGGUUUAGAAACCAACAGCAAGAGAGUGAACUAGUGGCACUGAAAAUUGAAGAUCAGCACUAG
Prunus armeniaca (apricot) is the source of this 960-nucleotide messenger RNA. NCBI's taxonomy places the organism in Eukaryota, Viridiplantae, Streptophyta, Magnoliopsida, Rosales, Rosaceae. The record is from the annotation of a GenBank genome assembly.